CUUAAUCAGAAGGACCGACUCUUCCAGUGCCGAGCUUAAUUUGCCCUAAAUAACGUCUCUCUGCCUCUCUCAGACGCAUUGCCGAACAUAAUUUGCCCUAAAUAAGACCUGAUGGGGAAGAAGGAAGGAGGGGAAAGCAAUGAAGAAGAAAAUUAUACUGUAACCAAGGUAAAGGAAGGUCACAACUUGCUGGGCUCCCCGACUUUCAAGCCACUGGACAUUGGACGCUUCAAAUGCGUGGAGACAGGCCAUGAGUUGCUGGCGCACGCCAGGGACUCUUACGCCCAAAGCAAGCACUGUAGAUUAGGACUAAUCGACUCCGCCCUUGCCAAAAAGAAGCCCCCUCUCAACAUGUUCAUUCAGGACCCUGUUUCACGUUCAAAGCUAAAGUGCAAGUUAACUGGAGUCACUAUCAAUAAAACAGAGGAGCAUAUAUGGAAGCAUAUCAAUGGAAAGCGUUUCCUCAACAAGUUAGAGAAAAUGGAAGCUGAAAAGGAAAUUCCGAAUGGGGCACUAGAGAAGAAGGGCGAGGAAAAAGAGGAGAAAAAGAAAAAGAAGAAUAAAGAUGAUGAUUUGAAGAAGAAGAAGAAGAAUAAAGAAGAUGGUUUGAAGAACGUGAAGAAGAAGAAGCAAGAGGAAAAUGGUAUGUUUAUUGCUGAAAUGGAGGAUUCGAUAGGGAAUGAUGUUGAUUUGGAAGAAGAAAAUGAGUUCUGGAUGCCUCCUGUCGGGGAUCGUUGGGACCAUGAUGAUGGAGGCGUGCGAGAAAUUGAUGGUACUGGUGAAGAAGAUGAAGGAGCUGAAGAUGGUAAGAACGAUGCCAGGGAACUCUCCAAACGAACAAAGCGGAUGUCCCUGGAAAUUGGACCCAGUAAUUUUGCCUCGAGGAAGAAGAAAAAGAAGAUAGAUGUUGCCUGAUAAAGGGUCGUCAGCAGAAUUUGCAAAUCAUGUCUUUCUAUCACAUUUAGACUGCUCUGAUGCACAAUUCCUAAAUGCUAAAGGAAAAAAGGACCGACCUUUUAGCUCUAAAAAACAAAAGAUGAAAAAUUAUAUGCAUGGUAUUUACAAGAUGUCUUCUUUUCCUCCCUUACAGUGUUUGCAUGUUUAUGUACAGUUUCUUGAUAAAUGUGACAUUAGUUAUGAAUGAAGACGAGUCUCAUUGUCUGACCUUUG
Olea europaea var. sylvestris is the source of this 1170-nucleotide messenger RNA. RefSeq names its product surfeit locus protein 2-like. The record is from RefSeq and is a predicted model, not a curated record. Bases 112 to 915 code for a protein of 267 amino acids. The transcript is spliced from 5 exons. NCBI's taxonomy places the organism in Eukaryota, Viridiplantae, Streptophyta, Magnoliopsida, Lamiales, Oleaceae.